Messenger RNA from Stegostoma tigrinum, 2954 nucleotides. It is a transcript of the gene mfsd11, whose product is annotated as major facilitator superfamily domain containing 11. Bases 1157 to 2512 code for a protein of 451 amino acids. The record is from RefSeq and is a predicted model, not a curated record. The transcript has 13 exons. NCBI's taxonomy places the organism in Eukaryota, Metazoa, Chordata, Chondrichthyes, Orectolobiformes, Stegostomatidae.
AGCCUCCUCGGCGGUGUGACUCGGCCGGGCGGCCAUAGCGCGCCAUUUGCACCCUCAGUUCCCGGCCAUCCAGCAUCGCGCCGUCCAUGGCGUCGAUGGCAUCCUCGGCGUCCCUCUUGUCGUGAAAGCGGACGAAGGCGAAGCCGCGGCUCUCCCGGGUGAAGCGGUCUCGGGGGAUAUAAACGUCGCCCACUUUGCCGUACUUCUCGAACACGCGCUUCAGCGUCUCGGGCGACGUGCGGUAAGUUAGGUUGUCCACCUUCAGCGAAGUCAUCCCUUCGAUAUCGGGGGGCAUUCGUCCGUAACUCAUCGCUACAAAUCAACCUAGCUUCCGAACAGCAGUAAGUUAGAAGGAGACUGUGAUAGAGCCGGCUCUGUAUAGAAAACCGCCAGAAAACCAGCGCCUGGCCCAACGACAAUCACAAGAUGGCGCCUGCGUCACCCGGAAACACACCCAAACCGCCAGGGGGAGGAUGUCCCAAAAACGCACAUUUCAACUUCAAAUAAAACUUUUUUUCGCUGCACUCUAUGUUUUAAGGCCAACAUAAUAAUUUCCGUAUAUUUUGUUCCGUCACUGACUCAGGAAUUAAAUCACCGCAACCGCGGCGCCCCCUGGGAACUGUAGUUUACUUGCCUCCUGCUCUUCAUUCGGUUCAUAUUCAUCGCUGCCAACGACAUUCAACAUUGCGUUCGUUGUCAAGCAGGAAAUCGUCAGUCGGGGCGUUAUCCGCUUUGGAACAUCAAGUUCAAUCAACUUGAGAGGAAAAAAAAUUCAAAGACUAACGUUAAUUUCCGAUUGCGGCGCACGCGCUUGGUGUUUCCGGUAUUGUGGCGGUUGAUGUGAUUUCUGAGUGGGGAGUAGUUGAAGAAGACUGACUGAGUGAGGGAGUGAGUGUUUGAUGAGGGGAGUGAGCAAGGCAGGAAGAAGGAGAGGGAAGGGGAAGGACGAAAUGAGUGAGCGAGGAGCAGUUGAAGAAGGCUGAGCGAGUGACGAUGAAAAGAGAGUGAGAAUCAGCCGUUUUUCCAAACAAAAUUCUCAUUGCAACCGAAAGCCUGGAAUUUGAAAGAAUAUCAUUUUGAAGUUCGCCAGUCAAAACUAAAACUUAUUACCGAGCCCACAAAACAGUGCACCAAGCAAAUACCUAGAUGUUUAACAAUGACACCAGAAGGAACAAAACUCAUGAAUGUCAUAAUUUUGGGAUGCGGCUUUCUGUUAGUUUUCAGUGCCUUUCAAACUGGCGGCAACAUAGAACAAACAGUCAUCAAGAGUGUUAACAGUACCCGGUUUCAUGGAAGUGGAUAUACCAGCUUGGCCAUAAUUUAUACUGUAUUUUCUGCUUCAAAUAUUUUGACUCCGUCAAUUGUUGCUGUUUUGGGAGCUCGACUUUCAAUGGUCAUUUCUGGUUUAGUGUACAGUGUAUAUGCUGCAGUGUUUAUUGAGCCACUCACUUGGUCAUUUUACUUAGCUUCAGUCAUCAUCGGAAUAGCAGCUGCAGUGAUAUGGACUGCACAAGGCACCUGUUUGACAACAAACUCAGAUGAAAACACGAUUGGAAGAAAUAGUGGAAUAUUUUGGGCUCUGUUGCAAUUUAGUCUUUUGUUUGGAAAUCUGUACAUAUAUUUUGCCUGGAAGGGAGAAACACACAUCUCAGAUCAUAAUCGUAGGACUGUUUAUAUUGCAUUAACUGUAAUUAGUGGAAUGGGAAGUGUCCUUUUUUUCUUAAUAAAACAACCAGUUUCUGAAGUUUCAUCUAUAGAACAGGACAAAUCUGAUGAUGAGUCUGAUAUUAUACUUAGGCCUCAAGAACAACGAUCACAAGCAAUUGAUGCAAUUCGAAGUGCGAUCUGUAUAUUCUUCACUAAAGAUAUGCUGCUUCUAUGUAUAACUAUUGCUUAUACUGGUAUUGAACUAACCUUUUUUAGUGGCGUUUAUGGUACCUGUUUGGGGGCUGCAAAUCGCUUUGGGAAUGAAGCUAAAAGCCUUGUUGGUUUAUCUGGCAUCUUUAUUGGUGUUGGAGAAAUCUUAGGUGGUGCAACCUUUGGUUUAUUGAACAAAUUCCUCAGCAAAUACCUUGGCAUUGGUAGAAACCCUGUUGUUCUUCUGGGUUUAUUAUGUCAUGUUAUUGCCUUCUAUCUGAUAUUCUUAAAUGUGCCAGGGGAUUCACCACUUGUUUCUGAUGAAGGAACUGAUCGAGUCUCUUACUUAAUUCCAAGCAAAAUCAUUGCCAUGGUUUGCAGUUUUCUCCUGGGACUAGGUGAUAGUUGUUUCAACACACAACUUCUUAGUAUUGUAGGGUAUAUGUAUUCUGAAGAAAGUGCUCCUGCAUUUGCUGUCUUCAAGUUUGUGCAAUCUAUCAGUGCAGCAAUAGCAUUUGGCUACAGCAAUUAUCUACUGCUAAAGUGGCAGCUGCUUAUCCUUGGCAUGACUGGAUUCUUUGGCACAAUAUCUUUCAUCCUAGUGGAAUGGAGGGCAGAAAUACGUUCUCGUGGUUUCAGUUAUGAUCGGAUUUAAUCAAGAAACUACAUUUUAAAAGACACAAUGAUAUGUACAUUUUUGAAGCUUAGAUUUAUUUUUAAAUACCACUUUUACGAAUGCCUUUUGAGAAUUUUAAUCUUGUUGUAUGGAAAUAUUCCUAAAGACAAUUUUCAAUCGGAUUUUCAAGUUACUUUAAUUGUAUCAAACCAUGGGCUGCUGUCAUUAGAGAGAGAUGACUGGUGACGGUUUAACCUGAGAGUCAACACACUCGGAUGUUUUGGGAGCUUGGGAAGGGGAGUUCUUCAUGGAAGCUCAACUGAUGUGGAAAUCGAACCUACACUUUUGGCCUCAAUCUACAUUGCAAACCAGCUGUCCAAUCAACUGAAUUAGUUGACCCCCUUAUUUGUGGCUAAAAGAUAUAACUGGAGGAAAUGUUAUAAAUCCAAUAAAAUAAGUUGACCUGAUGCUGGUUACCAAA